This is a messenger RNA of Ornithorhynchus anatinus (platypus), 2913 nucleotides long. It is a transcript of the gene ANO10, whose product is annotated as anoctamin 10. The record is from RefSeq and is a predicted model, not a curated record. The transcript has 13 exons. Bases 100 to 2091 code for a protein of 663 amino acids. Gene Ontology annotation, molecular function: chloride channel activity. Gene Ontology annotation, biological process: chloride transmembrane transport. Gene Ontology annotation, cellular component: plasma membrane. NCBI's taxonomy places the organism in Eukaryota, Metazoa, Chordata, Mammalia, Monotremata, Ornithorhynchidae.
CGGCCCCGCCGCCCGCCGCCGCUUCCUCCUCCUCCUCCUCCUCCCCCCCCGGGCCUCUGCCGCCGCCGACAGAAGAGGCGGCCCGCUACUUGCCAGAAGAUGAAAGUAAGUCUGUCAGCAAUAGACACGUCUGAGACUCAUUUCAGGCCAUUGGUAGUUUUAGAGCUAGCCAAAAAUGCCAAGGCAGAAACCAAAGAAUGGCUGAAACAAAAAAUUGUCGACAAAAAGAAAAAUGGAGGUGCCCAGUUGUCGAUUAGACCGUUGUUAAAUGAAAAUGGGGAGCAAACAGAUGAAAAUCAGAAUUUCUAUCUUGUUGGUGCAUCCAGGUUAAGACUGUUGCUGGGGGCUGAAUCAGUGGGACUGGUGAAAGAGUGCAAUGAUAACUCCAUGAGAGCUUUUACAUAUGGAAACAGACAGAACUUUAAAGACUUCGAUGACAACAAUGAUGAUUUUCUUACAAUGGCAGAAUGUCAGUUCAUCAUCAAGCAUGAGCUUGAAAAUCUUCGAGCCAGAGAUGAACAAAUGAUUCCUGGUUACCCUCAGGCAAAGCUGUAUCCUGGAAAAUCAAUAAUGCGCAGAUUACUUACUAGUGGCAUCAUGACUCAGACUUUCCCACUUCACGAUCAUGAGGAACUGAAGAAGCUUGAGAACUCUUGGUAUUACAGACUUAAAUUCAAAUAUCAGCCUAUAGACCGAAUCCGGAACUACUUUGGGGAAACGAUUGCCCUUUAUUUUGGCUUCUUGGAGUACUUCACUUUCGCCUUGGUCCCUAUGGCUGUCAUUGGGAUACCAUACUAUGUGUUUGCUUGGGAGGACUAUGACAAAUAUGUGAUAUUUGCCUCCUUCAAUCUGAUCUGGUCCACAGUUAUCUUGGAGGUGUGGAAGCGUGGUUGCGCCCUCAUGACUUACCGGUGGGGGACACUGCUAAUGAAACGGCAGUUCGAAGAACCCAGGCCAGGGUUUCAUGGGGCUCUAGGUGUCAAUCCUAUCACUGGCCGGGAAGAGCCGCUGUACUCCAGCUUCAAAAGACAGUUACGAAUUUACUUGGUCUCUUUGCCGUUUGUGUGUCUCUGCCUCUACUUCUCACUUUAUGUCAUGAUGAUCUACUUCGAUUUGGAGAACUGGGCUCUGAAGCUCCAUGAAUCGCACCAGUCAGAACUCACCAACCUCUUGCUGUUUGUGCCCAGCAUCAUCUAUGCCAUUGUGAUAGAGGUCAUGAACCGCCUCUAUCGAUUUGCUGCCGAGUUUUUAACUUCAUGGGAGAAUCACAGACUGGAGUCUUCUCAUCAGAAUCAUCUGAUUUUGAAGGUUUUGGUGUUCAAUUUUUUGAAUUGCUUUGCAUCACUCUUCUACAUUGCAUUUGUUCUGAUGGAUAUGAAACUUUUGCGCCAGAGCCUGGCUACUCUGCUGAUAACCUCACAGAUUCUUAAUCAGAUUGUGGAAGCCUUUCUUCCAUAUUGGCUUCAAAAACGGUAUGAUAGAAAGGUGAAGAAAAGAGUUCAGUCUUUAAAAGCAAAUGUUGACAUCACAUUAUUUGAACAAGUCAUCUCGGAAAAAGAAAUGGGGACUUAUUUGGGCACCUUUGAUGACUACUUAGAAUUAUUUUUACAGUUUGGAUAUGUGAGUCUUUUCUCAUGUGUCUACCCUCUAGCAGCUGUCUUCGCAGUUUUAAACAACAUCACUGAGAUAUAUUCAGAUGCCCUAAAAAUGUGCAGGGUCUACAAACGUCCUUUUUCGGAACCGUCAGCAAGCAUUGGUGUCUGGCAGUUGGCUUUUGAAACAAUGAGUGUUAUAUCGGUGGUUACCAACUGUGCACUGAUUGGAAUGUCCCCACAAGUACACGCUGUGUUUCCAGAGUCCAAAACAGACCUUAUUUUGAUUGUGGUUGCAGUGGAGCAUGCACUCCUGGCACUGAAGUUUGUACUGGCAUUUGUCAUUCCUGAUAAACCACGAGAAAUCCAGGUGAAAUUGGCCAAAUUGGAAUUUGAAUCUCUAGAGGCACUCAAGCAACAGCAAGUGAAACUUGUUGCUGAAUCCCUGAAGGAAGAAUCCAGCGGAGGAGAGAGAAUGAAGUCAACUGAAGGCAAAUGAAAUGGCGUUGUGGGGACACAUGCAGGUUUCCUGAUCUAUGUAUGCUUAGCCCAUCCAGAACUGACUCUUGAAAGAUUUGCACUGGGAUAUAUAUAUAUGUAUGUAUGUAUGUAUAUAUAUGCUCCUCGAACACUGGGACCUCUCAAAAUCUCAAAAUGGAAAUGGGGUUCUAAAUGCAAUAUGCACCCUCACUGGCCCUUUCUCCUUCUGCUGAAACAAUGCAGAAUUCAGGGGAAAACCAAGGUCUCUACACUAGGGAUUGCUAGUUAGCUGCAGCCCCAUCUCCCUGUUAUGCUCCAAGCCAGGGCCAUUGGCUGCCAUUCCCCAGACUUGUGGUCCCAGUGUUCUCCUGGUUUUUCCCAGUAGCUUCUGGCCUCUCGUCCCUAUUGCCCUGUAAUCUUACCGCCCAUCUCAGCCCCCACCCCGCCGUGCUUAUCGCGGUGAAUGAAUGAAUCGGCAACUGCAUUGAACACUUUGCUAGAUUUUCUUUUUCCUUUUCCCCCAGAGGACCAAUUCAAAGGGAGUUGGGUGGGAAUGCAUCCCAUAAAGCACCUCAGUGCCUGCAUUCAGUGAACUUGUUUAGAAACACAGGACUCCCACCAUCCCCCAGGGUUCGCGUUUAGGGAGAUGGCUCUCCAGUAAGGAAAGGGCAAGGGGCCUGGGUAGCCACUGGGGUCCCCAUUACCACACUGGGGGAAUUUCUGCACUUGGCAAUAAUUUUAAAUACCUCUUCAUUGGUUCUUUAUCACCACCUGUUAACAGAGUAUCUUGGGAAUUAAAAAUGACAGCAAGAGCUAUUAAAGGCAAAGGUGUGUAACUUUA